Molecule: messenger RNA, 524 nt
Organism: Drosophila obscura
Lineage: Eukaryota; Metazoa; Arthropoda; Insecta; Diptera; Drosophilidae
Exons: 2
Coding region: 43-483 (146 amino acids)
Source: RefSeq, a predicted model, not a curated record
UAGAGAGGUUUGAUCUGUCCUGUCUAUUGCCUGUCUGUAAUCAUGAUUAUCCUGAAGUACAUCUUCAUUUUGAUGGUGGUCGUCUCCAGCGUGUAUUCUUUUGCUAUAUAUGUGAUAAAUGAAUCAAGAAGAAUUUGGGUGCCUCCCGAAGUAAAAACAAGAUACAAUCAGGGAUAUUAUCGCAAUGAAACUAGAACAUAUACGGAGCCUGGAUACUGGAAAGAUAGCAAAACGGAAUGCACUCUUAUUGUGGAAAAAGAUAACAAAACUGUACCAGACGGGUAUAUUGCGCAGAGCACAAUGAGUUGUGGACUGUAUGGCUGUGAAACUGUUGGGCCUAAAGCAUUUGGUAUAUUUUACUAUUGCCAACAGCCAGCUUUUUUUGCGGAAUGUGAAACUACUGGAGUGGACACGACCAUAGAUUUUCCUCAAUGUUGCUGGGUAUGCGUCAAAGAGAAGGAAUGUGAUAAGGUCGAAAAUUAACUCUAAGGGCGAAAUAAAAUAUGCAUUUUAAUUGUAACGUA